This is a messenger RNA of Hydractinia symbiolongicarpus, 3687 nucleotides long. RefSeq lists its product as uncharacterized. Bases 1 to 3687 code for a protein of 1228 amino acids. Lineage: Eukaryota; Metazoa; Cnidaria; Hydrozoa; Anthoathecata; Hydractiniidae. The record is from RefSeq and is a predicted model, not a curated record. The transcript is spliced from 6 exons.
AUGGCAGACACCUCAGCUCCAAAAGAAGGUGGUGAACCCAUAGUGUUAGAAACUCCAAUGGAUUUUUUAACUAAGCUCCUUCCAGCCAUGCAACAACAGCAGCUGGAAGCAAUCACAGCCCUAGGAGAAAAAUUUUCUACUUCCUUGAACAGCCUCCGAGCCGAUGUUUUAAACAAUGAUAAUAACUUCCAUGUGGACCGCAGUGGAGACAAUUCUCCUGGUCUGAGUCAUGGUGCAGAUAAACAAAAUGAAGCAAAUGCUUCCAUAUCUGCAGAUCACCCUAGAGGAAGGAAAAGAUCCAGGUCUUCAUCAGCAGACUCUUGCCUCAGUCAUGUAGAAUCUAGUUCUUCUACUAGGAGGUCUAGUAAAAAAGAUGUUGAUGCCAUAAGUACAUCAGCAUCCAACCAAUUGUAUGAUGGUUUAAUGAAUGAAAUGCUGGGGCAAGAAGACAACCAGUUAGAGGACCCAGACCAAGAUGUCUGGUCUGACCUCAUUAAAGAGUAUAACCAUGAGGACUCCUUUGGCACAGAAAGCUGCAAUAAACCUAUAUGGGCCAAGGCAGACAGCAAAAGAUCAAAUGAUCUGGUAUUGCAGAAACUGCAAACCACUGUUUCGAAAAGCCAAGUGCAUAUCUUACAAUUGGCAGACCAAAUUAUUAAGGCACCCAAACAAGGAAACCUUAUUGUAAUAGAACCAUCCAUUUUAUUAAAUUUGGCUAAAGAUGCUCUUUGUCUAAUCGGUAACGCCAACCAGCAGCUAAAUCAGUAUCGAAGAGUCGGAUUAAUCGGUGCAAUGCCUCGCCUAAAAGGAUUGGCAAAGGAUGUGUCUGAAGAAGACUUGUUGCUGUUUGGAGAUGAUUUGGACAAAAGAAUCCAAUCAUUGCAAGAUGAGGAGAAAACUAGUAAGGUGCUCUCACGACCAUCUACACCAUAUUCAAAAAAUAAUUUUAAAAAGUACAAACAGCCAUCCUCCAGUUAUUCCUCCUCUGCAAAGUAUAACCAGUCAAAAAACGAGAAGACCUUCUCAAAAGAUCGAAACCACUCCCUGAGAAGGUACACUCAAACCCUGAAGUACAAAGGGUACAAAGGGAGAAAACAAUGUGUCCCAGUGUCAUCUUACCACCCAGUGAAGUUUUCACAAAAAGAUUGUAUAACUAUAAGUAAGGAAAUUCAACAACUUUUACAAAAGAAGGCAAUCCAGCAGGUACAAGCAACAAAUAACUGUUUUCUUUCAGGUAUAUUUAUUGUCCCUAAAAAAGAUGGUAGCUCAAGAAUGAUUAUCAACCUUAAACAGUUAAAUAGAUCUGUCAGAUAUCGCCAUUUUAAAAUGGAAACACUGCAAGAUGUUUUAUGUCUUAUCAAACCAGGUGUUUGGAUGGGAAGUAUUGACUUAAAGGACGCAUACCACAGCAUCCCUUUUCAUAUUGACUUCCAAAAGUUCUUAGCUUUUUCUUGGGAUGGACAAUUUUACCAAUUUCUAGCUUUACCCUUUGGAUUUGGUCCAGCUGUUAGGAUCUUCACCAAAGUUCUUAAAGCACCCUUUAAAGUACUAAGAGGGGCAGGUCAUGUAUCUGUUGUAUAUAUAGAUGAUUCUUAUUUGCAAGGUGAUACUUAUGAAUCAUGCCAAAGAAACAUUACGGCAACUGUCUCACUUUUGAGCAGCUUAGGAUUUACUGUACAUCCAAACAAGUCAAUUCUUGUGCCUACCCAAUGUAUGGUGUUUUUAGGGUUUGUGUUAAACUCUGCUCAGAUGACAAUAGCCUUAAGCGAGGAAAGGGUCAUAAAAUUAAAGUGUCUAUGUAAGGACUUGCUGUACAUGCAUCACCCCACAGUUAGGUUUGUUUCCAGGGUUAUUGGAACAUUAGUUUCUGCCUUUGAUGCCGUGAAGUAUGGCAAGUUACAUUACAGGUCCUUGGAGACAGAUAAGAAUCUAGCACUCAAACUAGGCCAUGGAAAUUUUGAUUCAAAGGUUUUUAUUUCAGAGUUUUCUAUUAAGGAUUUACAGUGGUGGCUCACAAUGGCUCAGUUUACCAGACCUAUACAAUUGCCUAAAAUUGAUCUUAUUUUAUCCUCUGAUGCUAGUCUUCAAGGAUGGGGUGGCACUGACGGAAACUCUCAAAUAGGGGGGCGUUGGUCUGAAGGAGAAUUACCUGAGCAUAUCAAUACUUCAGAGUUGUUGGCUGCAUUUUUUACACUCAAAGCCUUCUUGAAAAUAAGACAUUAUAGACAUGUUCAGUUAAGAUUGGAUAACACCACAGCUGUGGCCUACAUAACAAAGAUGGGGGGCCUUCACUCCAUUGCUUGUAAUAAAUUGGCUGUUGAAAUAUGGGAAUUUGCUAGAACAUGUGAUGUUUGGUUAUCAGCUUGUCAUAUACCUGGUGAUAACAUUGAAUGGUCCUUGAAUGUAAAACAAUUUAACAUAAUUUCCGACAUUUUUUGGAAAUUUGAUAUUGACCUUUUUGCAUCCAGACUCAAUGCAAAAUGUGAGGAUUAUUUUUCUUUAAGACCUGAUCCAGAUGCUAAAGCUGUAAAUGCCUUCGCUCAGACCUGGUCGAAUUUAAACUUUUAUGCCUUCCCACCAUUUAAUUUGAUUGGAAAAGUUCUUGCAAAGAUAAAUAUAGAUCAAGCCACAGGCAUUCUUGUAGUACCUUUCUGGUCUUCGCAGCCUUGGUUUUCUCAAGCAAUUAAUAUGUUAUACAGGACACCUGUGUUAUUUCCUCCUUCAUCUAGAUUAUUGUUUCUACCGGGAACAAAAAGACAACAUCCUCUACACCAAACCUUGUCGCUGCUCAUGCUGCCUGUCUCCGGGAAUCCAUCAUGGAGAGAAGGUACCCAGAAACAAUACUCGGGUCCAAUCAGACGAUGGAUACAAUAUUGCACUGGGAGGUCGAUUGAUCCCUAUCAUCCAAAUGUGAAAGAUGUGUUCAUACACCUUACUGAAUUAUUCAAAGGUGGAUCUGGAUAUAGUGUUUUAUGUACAACUAGAAGUGCUAUUGCUUCAGUUGUUUCAAUCAGUGGUUACAGUUCUCUUUCAGAGCAUCCAUUGAUAAGCCGUUUUAUAAAAGGAGUUUUUAAUAUAAGACCAAGUACCCCCAAAUACUCUUUAAUAUGGGAUACAAAUGUUCUUUUGACUUAUUUAAAGUCUCUUAGUCCUAACAAAGAUUUAUCCUUUAAGGAUAUUAACAUCAAGCUGGCUUGUCUCCUUACUAUUUUAGCAGAUCAAAGAGUUCACAGUGUCCAUAAUAUAUCUGUUCCGUAUAUAGAUUUGACAGACGAUGUGAUGCUAUGUCACUUACCUGGCUUGCUUAAAACAACACGGCCUAAAAAGACUGAUAGGACCUUGAUGUACAGGGCAUUCCCUUCUGACCCUGAUUUAUGCCCACUCCAAUGUACCAAAGCCUACCUGUCAAAAAGAGAACAAUUGAUAUCUAAGGAAAUUGCUCCGCUUUUUGUAACUUUUGGGAAACCUCAUCAUGCUGCCUCUAAGGAUACACUAUCAAGAUGGAUAAAAUCAGCUAUGACCUCAGCCGGUAUUGAUACCAGUGUUUUUUCCCCAGGCAGCUGUCGUUCAGCCUCUGGGAGUAAAGCAAAAAUUACCGGGAGAUGUUAUUGGUGUGUGACAAGUCUUCAUGAUCUUGGUGCCUCGCUCUUGGACUUAGUUAUGGAAGCGACAAGUCAUGAAUCUUAG